Messenger RNA from Gadus morhua (Atlantic cod), 2811 nucleotides. RefSeq names its product basic helix-loop-helix family, member a15 (gene bhlha15). The record is from RefSeq and is a predicted model, not a curated record. Lineage: Eukaryota; Metazoa; Chordata; Actinopteri; Gadiformes; Gadidae. Gene Ontology annotation, cellular component: nucleus. Gene Ontology annotation, molecular function: protein dimerization activity; DNA-binding transcription factor activity, RNA polymerase II-specific; E-box binding. The coding region runs from base 1346 to 1960 and encodes 204 amino acids. The transcript is spliced from 3 exons. Gene Ontology annotation, biological process: axon development; sensory organ development; positive regulation of transcription by RNA polymerase II.
CACACACACACACACACACACACACACACACACACACACACACACACACACACACACACACACACACACACACACAGACACACACACACACACACACACACUGGAUGUUCAAGGACACUCACCAUUGAGGUGUGUAUGUUGUGUAUUUUUGCUUUUGAGAGCUGGGAGCUGCACACCUGUAACUAUUAGUUACAGUCACUUUGUGACUGUAUCACUUAAUACUGUUACUGUUCUGGUAUAAACUAUUGCAAACUAAAAACAUUGGCCAGUACUACGCUAAACAUGAUGUUCACCGGAUGAGCCACCUUGUUAAAUUGAAGUUCAGUGAAGUGUUUGACAAUAAAUGGUUCGUCCAACACCUCAAAUAACCCCAGUAGACAAUACCAGAAUAUCGACUCCCGGGGCUAAAUUGUGAGGGGAAAGGUCAACAACUGAGGGUGCUCUCCCCCACUCAGGGAUAAAAACACGCGUGGUUUUCUGGCAGUUUCCCCGUGACCCGAAUAUCAAUAUUGUAGGCUAGACCAGGGAUUUCUGAGUGACAGUAGGCUACAGAUUGUAUAACUGACAACCUAACUUACUGGUUCCAUUAUCAUUGUUUACCACAACAACGAAACUGGACGCGAAUUAAAUUAGUCGACAUUGUAUAUUGUAGGUAGCGCCGAAAGCAGUGUACAUUUUAAAGAUUUAAAUAAGUGUGUGCGUGUGUGUGUGUGUGUGUGUGUGUGUGUGUGUGUGUGUGUGUGUGUGUGUGUGUGUGUGUGUGUGUGUGUGUGUGUGUGUGUGUGUGUUUGUGUGUGUGUGUGUGUGUGUGUGUGUUUGUGCGGGUGUGCAUUUGCGCGCGCGUGCGUGUUUGCGUGCGCGGGCACGCAAACUGUUUGUAACUGCUAAAUGUAUAAAUAAAAACAAGAUGCCAAACUCUGAAACCGACGUAACAGACAAAUAUAAUAUUACCCUAGUACAAUAUCUUUCAAGUACUUCAGAAUUCAACAGCAAAGAGUUUCACGAUCUAUUUCUGAAUGACCGUGUCAACAGAAGGUAGAUAUGUGUGGUUGAGGUUGUAAAGCAGAUUAUCACUCUGUCUGCCUUGCAGUGACAUUUUGGCUGACCGCAAUAUUCGGUUGACAAUGGUCCUAUUCGCCUCGGUCUCCCAUUGGCUGAGGGAGUGCUACGUGUACAAUAGUGAGCAGCAACAGAUGGUGGACGUGCGUUGUUCCUGAAAACCAGGAGGUUGUUUGGGAGGAACUGUCAAGAGAGGUCGGUGCCACUCAUCCUCGUCGUCUCUCAGGCCCGGUUGGACCUGGGUGAGCUCAUCACUGUCGCGGCGGACCAGGUCAGAGGCAGGGGAAUGAAGUCCAAAGGGAAGGCUGUGAAGUCGUCCAUGAGGCCGUGGUCCGACGCCAGCCCGGCCCCGGCACUGGAGGACCCGGAGGACACCGAGGUGGAGGAGGAGGAGGAGGCCGGCACGUCCAGCGAGCAGGAGGAGGGUGACUCCGAGGCCUCGGCGCCCGCCGGCGGCUCGUGGCGGGGCUCCCUGCGGAGCAAGGGCCGACGCAACGGGGCCGCCGGUGGCGAGGGACGGGGGGGCGGCGGGGGCCGCCGACGGCGCCAGCGGGGGGCGCCCUCCACGGAGCGCAACGUCCGCCGGCUGGAGAGCAACGAGCGGGAGCGGCAGCGCAUGCACAAGCUGAACAACGCCUUCCAGGCGCUGCGCGAGUCCAUCCCCCACAUCAAGACGGAGAAGAAGCUGUCCAAGAUCGAGACGCUGACGCUGGCCAAGAACUACAUCAAGUCGCUCACCACCAUCAUCCUGGGGAUGACCGGGGCCUGCCUGCCCGACGGACAGGCGCAGGCGGAGGAGGCCAAGCUGCUGCAGUGCUACCAGAAGCACCUGGAGGAGGAAGGGGAGGAGGGCCUCACCCAGUUCCUCACCCACACGCAUAGCUUCAGCCAGGGCAGCUAACACAGAGCUAACACAGAGCUAACGGCGCUAGCAGGGCUAGCCGAGGACCCGGGUGCCCCCCGGGCAGUGGGGAGUCAGUCCCUGUUUCGUUCAGAACCGCAGCCACAAAAGGGUCAUGGGUUCUGAGCAAAACGUUUGUAUGUGACAGGGGAUGCAUCCAGUUAUGAUCCGAGCCCCUGGUGGAUGAAAGAGGACAUCCGUGAGGGCUUGUACCCCGAUACUGUGAAUAAUAAACUGGGCGCUUUCGUUCUCAGGUGUCCUGGGGGAAUGGGUGUUUUUUGGAGAUAAAGGGUAAUCAUUCCUUCAGAUAUACCUUGAGACAUCAAACCUUCAUUUCCCUCUAUUUAUUAUACAUUAGAGACGAAUGCAAAGACAGAGAAACUUUUACAGAUAUUCGUACCAGUUGUAUCUAUUUUAUUGUGCUGAGUGCCUAACGCAUGGGACUGCUAUGGUUCUGUUCAUUGUUCUGUCCGUUUCUAAUGUGUUGUGGUUGAAGCAGAGACUGAGAGACGGCUGCUGUUCGGCUCAGUGACUUUCUCUCGUGUUAUCAGUGAGAACUACCUGCCAAUCGUAGCCUCAGGUGCCAACUGCCAGAGUCAACUGGGACAACAGGCAGUUCCCAGAGACAAAUAUUGCAAUGUUUAAAGUAGGUUGAAAAUCUAGUUUGAGAUAUUUACAUAUGAGAAUUUGUUACUUUGAAUUUAAAUAACUUUGGCCAAAUAGGUGUUUGGAUUUAGUGUAGUUAAAGUUGUCCUUCUUCAAAAACCUAGCAAGUCCAAUUUGAGGUGCCAAUUUUGAGUGGACAAUUACUUCUGUGAUGUUGAAAUUUUAUUCCCCCCCCCAAAAAAAAA